ACGAUAUUUUAUGUCUUAACAUUGGCGUUCUUAAGGUCCGAGGUUGCUCUGUCCCAGUGGCGGAGGCAGGAUAAUUAAUCAUAGGGGCAAAAUAUUUUUUAAAUAGAAAACUGCAUAAAUACUAGUGGACUUCAUUUGAAUUCAAAUGUGAUAGGGGUCAAAAAUGUUAUUUGAUCGGGGUCAUCUUUAAAAAAUGGUAAAGCUUAAAGUAUAUUUUCGUGUGGGUCAAUUGACCCCCUCCCUAAUAAGCUGCCUCCACCACUGCUCUGUCCACCUGUGAGCAAGCUUAGAAAGUUAAGAUUAAAACUGACGAAUUCAGAGAAAUGGAAGGAACAUGGCCGGUGUUUAAUCUUCUACCUUUGUGUCGACUUUAUGAUCCAUUAAAGGAACUUGCCUAUCCAAGUUACUGCAUGUGUCAGUGCCUUCGUGACAUGGAUCAUUAGCUCAAGUACUGAAUAAGGAAGUGUUUGUGUUAAGAGAUGCACUUGUAUCAGACGCCGUGUUCUUAGUACCCCUUUUUCUUUAAACACCAAAACAGCCAAACUUAGUAACUGAUACUACCACCUCCGGUAGCUAUUCUAACUUGUAACUUUCACCAAAUUGGUUAAACAAGCUCACCGAAGAGAAACUGGCCGGAAUCACAAAGAUCUUCUAAAUUAGUAGUAUUAUCAUUAUGGUUUAUACUUAAAAGUAUUAUAACUGACGCAUCAUAGUUAUAGUUAUAGUUUACCAAUCGACACAGGGGUAGAGAUUUGGUAGAGUUAGCCUAGGUAGAGUAGUACCCUUGGCAAUUAUUCUGUGUCAGCCGUUGAAACUCUCAAUUACUUCCACAUCUUCUAUUGCUUUAAAAAAAAAAGGUUUCUGCUUCUGUUAUUAUCUUCUUUUCUACAAAAAAAAAGUGAAUUCAUUUUGGAUUUUUCCAUAAUCUCCAAAGUAUCUAGAAAGGAAAGAUUUGUAUGUCAUCUGAUAUAUUUUAAUAAUUGGUUAUAUGAACUACUAAUCUGAGUUUAUUAUCUAAAGAAACAUUUUCGGCUGAAAAGUUAGCUAGUUGCCACACUCAUUUGGCAUUAAGGGCAUGUAAAAAAGACACAUGUGAACUACCAGAAGGGAUCCAUCCACAUCCAUUCCUAUAUUAUAUAUUACUUGUAUUGGAUUAGUUAGACCUCAUAUUUUUAUUUAGAAUUCAAGAGUUUUCUAUAAUUUGGUUGAAUAUUCGUAUUAUUCUAUGGAUUUUGGUUUCGAGUAAGUCGGAUGUUGCAUCCUUUCCCCUUCCUUGUCUCGAGAGACAGAUAAUAAUUUGAUGUAGAUACACGGUUGACCAAUUGUAAAUAAACAAAUGUACUCAUAAUAAAUUAACUAUAGAUUGAAAUUGAAUCAUAUAUGGAGAUCAUGUGCAGAAAAUAUACUUUAAGAUCAGAAAAUAACAGAAAUGGUGUCCCAUGAUUAGGCCAUAUCCAAUUUAGUAUGCAAGUAUAUUAUUUUGGGAAUAUUGUUGGUAAAUAGUUUUCUAAAUAUUAUUAGUAAAUAGAUUUGAUUUGAAUAUUUUAUUCAUUUUCAGGGAUUGCUGCAUGGGAUGAUAGGUAAGAAUCAAAUGGAGUAUAUACAUUGAAUAUCCUCUGUUUUACAUAUAGAUUUUUUUUUUCACAUAUAUUAAGAAGAUAUAUUAUUUUAUCUCAAAUGAAUCAUUUAUGUGAUUUUCAAUUUUCAGUCAAACUAAAAUAAUAAUUCAAUUAUUUUAUAUGUAUUUAAAUAAUAUUAGCAUUAAAAUAAUAACCUUUUAUAAAAACUUACAUGAAACAAAUAUUUUAAGCAUUUAUCUUAAUAAAACGAAAAUACUUGUUUAAAAUGCUAAUCAGGGAAAAAAAGAAUAUAAUCCAAUGCUGUUUAUAAUUUAUGAUUAAAGAUAGACUGAGUUCAGCAAAAAAAAAAAGAUAGACAGAGGACAAAAGUUUUUUGUUUUUUGCAACUUUUUUUAAGACAAAAGUUAUUAUGUAAAUGUAUUUUUUUUUCACUGUGUGAUUAAAUUUGGAAAUUUUCUUGUUCUACCUGAGCUACUUUGUAAUUGGUAAAUCAAUAUAACCAUUUAUUAAUGUAAAAGAAAAAGAACCUUUGUUGAAUUCUGUGAAUUGUUCAGAGACAAGAUGCUUGGAUGUUUUCUAACUGUUAAAUAGUUCCAGUUGCAUUUAAAAUAGGGAAGAAGUACAUAGAUAAUAUAGAAAAGUACAGCAAAGUCGAUAAUGCUAACCCUAGUCAAAUUAAUUACUUCAAUUUUUAAAAAUGUUGCAGGGCCGUACCAAAUAUAAGCUUUUUAGCUGAAAGACGGACAAUAUCUGGAAAGUGUUUGAUCGGUCGGAACCCAGAAAAGAGGAAAAUUAAAUUUCUGAUUUUGAAUCCUUUUGAGUUCAGUGAUGGAUGGUAGAGAUAAAGCUAGCGAAGAAGAACAACAUGGCGUCUAUCUCCAACCUCCACCGCAAAGGGAUGGAGACUCAGAGGAAGAGCUAUCACGAGGCAGAGACCUUCAGGUGUUGGAUUUGCUACCAGCAACAACAACACCUGAAGAUACUGGAGAUGAUCUUUUCAGUUAUAACACAUCCUUAACAUCAAGCCCUGUUGCUAAAAAAGUCAACUUUUCUACAUUGUCCAGCCCUAGAAUCGGUGGUCCAUCCCUCAGCCCUUCCUCUUCAAGAAACUUUACUAAUAAUAGCCUCAAGAAUCUCAUCCCAAAGCCAAACAAGAUCAAUGAGGUGGAUAUCGAGAAAGCUGCUGGUUUGGCCUUGGCUUCCUCAGGCAGAGACAGGUCAUCAACUUGGAGUCUAUCUAAUAUUUUUACUCCAAGGAGGAACAAAACUGAGUCCUUGCCUGUAACCCCUAUAGUUCACUCCAACCCUGGGUCCACGCACGGUGGAUACGUGGCUGAUCCGGUUACUUCCAUGAAGAAGGGUCCUCCACUGCCUUUUCACCGAUCACGCUCUGUUCCAGCAUUCAACAAAGAUGGAAGUCUUAGGCAAUCAGGUGUUUUCCGAGUCAUUCCCACUCCAAACAUGUCGCCAACUAGAAGUCUUUAUAAACGUAACGACACGGGUGUUGAUGGAGGAGAAGAUGUUCCCGAGGAAGAAGCUGUGUGCAGAAUCUGCCUUGUCGAAUUGGGAGAAGAUUCAGAAGCCUUCAAGAUGGAAUGUAUGUGUAGAGGUGAACUUGCUCUUGCACACAAAGAAUGUACAAUCAAAUGGUUCACCAUCAAAGGAAACCGAACGUGUGAUGUGUGCAAGCAAGAGGUUCAGAAUCUCCCUGUGACUCUUCUCCGCAUGCAAGAUUCUCAGGGUGGGGCUACUGAGACUUCUCACUACAGUGUAUGGCAGGAUGUUCCAGUUCUUGUCAUUGUAAGCAUGCUUGCAUACUUCUGUUUCCUCGAGCAGCUUCUGCAUACUAAAAUGAAAUCCAGCGCCAUUGCAGUAGCUUUACCGUUCUCUUGUAUUCUAGGUCUUCUUGCCUCGAUGACUUCAACAACAAUGGUGGAGAAGCAAUAUGUUUGGGUUUACGGCACAGUUCAGUUCGGUUUUAUAGUUUGUUUCUCUCACAUUUUCUUCGAAUUGGUUCACAUGCAGCCGGUUGUGUCAAUUGUCUUGGCCACAUUGGUUGGGUUCGGACUCACCAUGAGCGGCACAACUGGUCUAGUCGAGUUUUUAAAAUGGAGGAGAAGGCAGAGGAGAGCUGAACCUCCAAGCGGUAGUCAGGAGGAUCCACCAUCAGUUCAGACAGAUCAGAGCAUCUCUGUAUCAUGAAACUGAAGCCGAAGCUCCUGAAUACUUUGAUCAUAUGUUCCAGUAGCAGUGUAUGGUAUCAAAUCAAACCAUUUCGAGUCUAGCGUUCUGGACAUGUGGAUUAAGUAAUGAUACUUUGGAAGAGUUUAAAGGCUUGUAUUUUGGGUGCUCUCUUAUUCUUCUGUGUGAAUGUGAGUGUAGAUAGUCUGGUGUGCUCUAAAAGGGUACUUUCCUUGUACAAAAAGUAAUUAUGAGAUCCAAUGUAAAAGCUUAUUGGCUCUUAUUUAGCUUUUCAAUAGUGAAUUUACAUGAUGUCAAAAUCUCCAAGUUGAUAGUUCUCUUUGUCGUGGGUCUUCUUGACAUUCUCAUACACAAGCAGAUAUAGCACAUAGCAAACGACUAGCUUGACUAGCAAACGGCUAGCUUGACGGCACAUUGACAGGGACAACGAAUGAAUGGAAUUACAUAAAUUUGGUAAAUUUAACAAGGUUAUAUAUAUUCAUCAUGUAAUGGACAUGAACAACAUGGAAACAACUCGACAGAAGAAACAACUUGAACAGUCUUGACACUAAGAAGAAACUCCCGUUGAAAGA
Brassica rapa (field mustard) is the source of this 4354-nucleotide messenger RNA. RefSeq lists its product as uncharacterized. Lineage: Eukaryota; Viridiplantae; Streptophyta; Magnoliopsida; Brassicales; Brassicaceae. Gene Ontology annotation, molecular function: zinc ion binding. The record is from RefSeq and is a predicted model, not a curated record.